Molecule: messenger RNA, 5467 nt
Organism: Sorghum bicolor (sorghum)
Lineage: Eukaryota; Viridiplantae; Streptophyta; Magnoliopsida; Poales; Poaceae
Exons: 8
Coding region: 977-5053 (1358 amino acids)
Biological process (GO): protein phosphorylation
Molecular function (GO): polysaccharide binding; protein kinase activity; ATP binding
Source: RefSeq, a predicted model, not a curated record
UCCCUAAUGCAUUUUCUCUCCGCCACGCCAAUGAGCAUUCUCCUUUCGCGCGACAUAGUGCUAUACAUCGGCGACCUCUCCUACGCCACCGUUCUGGUACACGAAGCCCGCCCCCUGCUACCUUGCCAGUGCCCACACCCUACUCCACCAGGCCGCUGCCUGUGCCCGGCUCCAGCCAGCCGUCACCAUCACCGCCGUGCACAUGAAGUUGUAAGUUAUAACUUAUAUAUUAUAAGUUAAUACAUAUAAAUUGCUACUAGAAAAUAUUCUUUGAAUAUACGAAUGACGUCUAGUUUGUUCGUCUCGUCGCGUCUGAUGUAGACGGAAUAAAAAUAAAUACACAGUUUAGAAGUUAUAAUAUUUUAAAAUAAAUAUUUUGCUUUUUAUAGCCUGUGUGAGCAGUGACGUCACAGCAAUAAAAAAGCGCGCGGGCAGUGAAGUCGCGGUCUAAUCAUUCACCAAAUCCAAAUCGAGUGAACGAUGAACGAUCGCUCAAAUAGAGUUAGGUUUUGUUUGUGGAAUAACCACGCAUCGACAUAAAUUAACCGUGCAAAAUCAGGAGUAUAUGAGUUCCGUUAAAAAAAACACGUACUCUAGCUAGGCUGUUGUUACUUUGGUAGCUUUUGCAAACAAGCCAAAAUCAUAUCUAUAUAGAGCAUUGUGAAUGCGACGACCAUUUCCAAAUGUCUGCCUAGCUAGUCUCACUUUGGCCGGCAAAAGUGAGAGGAGCUCGUUGGCCGGGCGGCAGGAGCGUGCCUGCUUAUACUGUGGGAGCGCGUGUCCACGGUCACGUCAGUCGUCGUCGUCGCCUUGCCCCGCCCAUCGGGCACCUCGGAAUUCCGUGCACCGAUGACGACGACGGCCCGAAUGCCCCAGUCAAAGUCUUCCGAGGUCUACUACGCAGGCACACACGACGCGCGGACUCAGCUUCACUAUUUACUCAGCCACACCUGUUCCUGUUCUGUUCGUCCUGCUAAUGCCGUCGUCGAAGCUUUCCGCCAUGGCUCUGCUGGUUCCAUCCUCGCUGCUGCUCUUCCUAGUCUCGUCGUCGGUGUGGGUGGCCUUGUCGUCCUUACCACUGAUGAUACAGCCUGUGGCAGCAGCACCUGGGCCAGGAGGAGAGCACUGUCCGCCCGUGCUAUGUGGCAACGUGACCGUCUCCUUCCCGUUUGGGCUCAUCCUGGAUAAUCAGACCAGCUGCGGCGAUAUCGGGAUUGGGUUCAAGGUCCAUUGCUAUAACAAUAGCUCCCUAUACCUCGAAUACUCUCAGAGCGAUAUCAGUCUGCAGAUCCUCAGCAUAUUUUACGACAACCGCUCCUUGCACAUCGCUCCGCGUAGAUACUGGCAUCCAUAUUUCAAUACUAGCUCUAGCAGCGGUGGGUGCCGAAUCCCGACGGCCGACACCAUCCCCGUACUUGCUCCUCCGCUCUCGAAUAGUCCCGCCAAUCAGAACCUCAUCUUCUACAACUGCACCAAGCCGCCGCCGCAAGGCGCAGGGCUCGUGGAGACGGUGUGCCACAACAACACCUAUGUUCGUGCUGCCGAUGGGCGUUCCGACGAGUCAGCAGGCAGCUACUUAUUGGAGGGCUGCAACUUUACCAUGGUACCGGUGCUCGGGGUGUCUGGCAAGAAGGUGAACGCUAGCGACUACGAGCAACUCGUCAGGGAUGGCUUCCUCGCAACAUGGCCGCCGCCGCCGCUGCCACUGCCGCCGUUGCCGCCGCCACUACCAGGUAACUUCUCUUGGCGCACUUGCAAUGAGAGGAGCUCGUUGGCCGGCCGGCAGGAUGCAGGCUCCGUGUGGGAUGGAGCGCGCAUUCGCGGUCACGUCAGUCGUCGCCGUGGCCCGUAUGGGCACCUCGGAAGUUCCGUGUGUCCACGACGACGGCCCGAAUGCCCCUCAGUCAAAGUUUUUGCGUCUAUUUAUAUUUAUUACUCACUAGCUCAGCCACACGACACGACGACGCGGACUGAUCACCUUCACUAUUUAGUCAGCCACACCUCUGUGUGUGUGUGUGCGCCUGUGAUGAGGCCAGAGUGUGAGCGGUUCAACAAUAUAUAUAAUCACCCUUCUGUGUUCGUCCUGCGCAAGGCGCCAUCUUCGAAGCUUUCCGCCAUGGCUCAGCUGGUUCCAUCCUCGUUGCUGCUCUUCCUACUAGUCUCGUCGUCGGUGUGGGUGGCAUCAGAUGGGCAAGGCGGAGAUCACUGUCCUCCACAGCUAUGCGGCAACGUGACCAUCUCCUUCCCGUUCGGGCUCAUCCCGGACGGCGCCGCGCAGACCGACUGCGGCGCCGAGAUCGGGUUCGAGGUCAGUUGCAGUGACAGCAACGUCGCCUACCUCGGAUCCUUUCAGAGCGAGCAGGACAUGCAGAUCCUCAGCAUCUUCUACCACAACCAGUCCUUGCUCGUCGCCGACAGACACUGGCCUGCGUAUUUCAAUACAAGUAGCCGUGGAAGAUGCCGCGCCUUCCCGGCCAAGACCUCGUCCCGUCUUGUUCGUCCCUUCUCGAUCAGCUCCGUCAAUCAGAACCUCAUCUUCUACAACUGCGACAAGCCGCCGCCGCCGCCGUCGCCGUCGUCGCCUGGUGUGGACCUCGUGGAGACGGUGUGCCACCAGGCCCACAACAACACGUUUGUUCGUGCCGCCGCCGACGACGGUGGGGGUUCCGACGAGUCGUCAGAAGGCAGCUACUCUUUGGAAGGCUGCACCGCUGCCAUGGUGCCGGUUCUUGGAAUGUCUGGCGAGGUGAACGCUAGCAACUACCAGCAACUCGUCUGGGACGGCUUCCUCGCGACAUGGCAGUUGCCGCCGCCGCCGUCGUCAGGUAACUUCGCUCUUGGAAUUAGCUAUGCCCACACCCUACUCCACCAGGCCGCUGCCUGUGCCCGGCUCCAGCCAGCCGUCACCAUCACCGCCGUGCACAUGAAGUUACGGCCCGAAUGCCCCAGUCAAAGUCUUCCGAGGUCUACUACGCAGGCACACACGACGCGCGGACUCAGCUUCACUAUUUACUCAGCCACACCUGUUCCUGUUCUGUUCGUCCUGCUAAUGCCGUCGUCGAAGCUUUCCGCCAUGGCUCUGCUGGUUCCAUCCUCGCUGCUGCUCUUCCUAGUCUCGUCGUCGGUGUGGGUGGCCUUGUCGUCCUUACCACUGAUGAUACAGCCUGUGGCAGCAGCACCUGGGCCAGGAGGAGAGCACUGUCCGCCCGUGCUAUGUGGCAACGUGACCGUCUCCUUCCCGUUUGGGCUCAUCCUGGAUAAUCAGACCAGCUGCGGCGAUAUCGGGAUUGGGUUCAAGGUCCAUUGCUAUAACAAUAGCUCCCUAUACCUCGAAUACUCUCAGAGCGAUAUCAGUCUGCAGAUCCUCAGCAUAUUUUACGACAACCGCUCCUUGCACAUCGCUCCGCGUAGAUACUGGCAUCCAUAUUUCAAUACUAGCUCUAGCACCGGUGGGUGCCGAAUCCCGACGGCCGACAACAUCCCCGUACUUGCUCCUCCGCUCUCGAAUAGUCCCGCCAAUCAGAACCUCAUCUUCUACAACUGCACCAAGCCGCCGCCGCAAGGCGCAGGGCUCGUGGAGACGGUGUGCCACAACAACACCUAUGUUCGUGCUGCCGAUGGGCGUUCCGACGAGUCAGCAGGCAGCUACUUAUUGGAGGACUGCAUCGCUACCACGGUACCGGUGCUCGGGGUGUCUGGCAAGAAGGUGAACGCUAGCGACUACGAACAACUCGUCAUGGAUGGCUUCCUCGCGACAUGGCAGUGGUCGCCGCCGCCGCUGCCGCUGCCGCUGCCACCGCCACCACCAGGAGGCAAGAGGAGUCACGGGAAGACAAUACUAAUAGUUUUGAUGACAGCAACUGCAAGCUUGCUCUUUCCAUGUAUUUAUCUACUGGUAUUUCAUCAAAGGGGGCAAAGACUAUGGUUUCUCCUAGGAAGAAAGGGUAGCAGCAGCACUGAAAGGAACAUUGAGGCUCUCAUAGAAUCUUAUGGAUCCUUAGCUCCAAAGAGAUACAACUACUCAGAGCUAAUGAAGAUAACUUCCUUUCUCAAUCAUAAGCUCGGGGAAGGUGGUUACGGAAUGGUUUACAAAGGGAGGCUACUUGAUGGCCGUCUAGUUGCUGUGAAAUUUUUGCAUGACUGCAAAGGACAAGGGGAUGAGUUCGUAAAUGAGGUUAUGAGCAUUGGUAGGACAUCUCACGUGAAUAUUGUAAGCUUAUUUGGGUUUUGUUUGGAGCGCUCAAAACGGGCUCUUAUAUAUGAAUACAUGCCCAAUGGGUCUCUAGAUCAGUACAUCUAUUGUGAGAAUCCCAAAGACAUUUUAGGAUGGCAAAAUCUCUACAUUAUAGCAAUUGGGAUUGCUCGUGGCCUAGAAUAUUUGCACCACAACUGCAAUACACGCAUUGUACAUUUUGAUAUCAAGCCCCAAAAUAUCCUUCUAGAUCAAGAUUUUUGCCCAAAGAUUGCUGAUUUUGGUCUAGCUAAAUUGUGUCAUACCAGGGAGAGUAAGUUUUCAAUGACUGAAACCAGAGGAACAAUUGGAUUCAUUGCUCCAGAAGUUCACUCUCGGGCCUUUGGAGUUGUUUCAACAAAAUCAGAUGUUUAUAGUUAUGGAAUGAUGUUGCUAGAGAUGAUUGGAGGCAGGAAAAAUGUGAAAUCAAUAGUUGAAAAGUCAAGUCAGAAAUAUUUUCCAGAUUGGAUUUAUGACCAUUUUUCCCAUGAUGAUGGGUUAGAAGCUUGUGAGGUCACAUGUGAAGUGGAGGAAAUUGCCAGAAAGAUGAUUUUAAUUGGUUUGUGGUGCGUGCAAGUAUUACCAACAAGUCGCCCUACAAUAACGAAGGUUUUGGAAAUGUUUGAAAGAGGCUUAGAUGAAUUAGACAUGCCACCAAAGCAGGACUUCAAUCAGAUACCCGAAGAAUCACUACAUAUUCUAAAUACAGAAACCACAAGCUUCAGCAGUUUUAUGCAAACUCAAGCUUUUAGUGAAGUUCUAAAGAUUAAACAAAUAAGCACUAUGAAUUCAAAAAACCUACAGCGGCUGCCAACUCUUUGAAAAGGACGACAAAGUUCUAAUAUGAUGUUAGCUAUACACUCACCGAAAGAAAAAGAGUACUAGCUUACUAGUGUCCUGCAUUGUUGCAUUUGAAGUAUAUAAGUUUUUGUGUUCUGGGUUUCAAUGGUAAUCCUUGGAUUACUUGCGAACUCUUUGUAUCGGUUACCUGCCGUUUCUUUCGGCUCUUCUUUUUAAUGAAAAACACGUGAAGUCGUGAUCUUGAAAAAAAAAUAUAUAAGUUAAUUAAGGGCCCAGCUGGGGUGGAAGGAUAUUGUCCAAAUACUCCUUGUAGUCUUACGUCACCCAAAAUUUUGAAAUUGUAGUGAGCACAUUUGUGUAUUGGUGUCAAGUACUAUUCAUCAAAAUGUACAUUAGAGUGGCGGCAAUGAUGCAACUAACGAAUUGUUUGGUUCU